CAGGCGCACCAUGAACUUCCGCACAGCUCACUUCUUCUGCAUCAUCAAAGUUGACAGCAGAAACACGCAAAGUUAAGAAAGUUGACAGUUCAUCUGAAAGCCAACGGCUGAAGCAGUGGAUUAUUGAUUUCUGACAACAUGGUUUCACUGACUAUGAUCGCUCGUGUGGCGGACGGUCUCGCGCUCGCUACGUCCAUACAGGAAGAUGAGCAGUCAGUAAGGGACCUCCAGCAGUACCAGAGUCAAGCCAAGCAGCUGUUCCGCAGACUGAAUGCUCAGAGCCCAGACCGCUGCACCCUGGAGGCCGGCGAUAUGAACUUCCACUAUGUAAUAGCACAGGGUGUUUGCUACCUGUGCCUUUGUGAGGCUUCUUUCCCCAAAACGCUGGCAUUUGCAUACCUGGAGGCCCUCCACACUGAGUUCAUUGAGCAGUAUGGGAAAAGAGUGCCCACAGUGACAAGGCCAUACUCCUUCAUUGAAUUUGACACCUACAUCCAAAAAACAAAGAAGUCAUACAUUGACAGCAGGGCCAGGAGGAACUUGGGCAGUAUUAACAAGGAGCUGCAGGAUGUGCAGCGAAUCAUGGUGGUAAAUAUUGAGGAAGUUCUGCAGAGAGGAGAAGCUCUUUCUGCUAUCAACACCAAAGUCAGCAAUCUCUCCAGCUUGUCGAAGAAGUACCGCAGCGAUGCCAAGUACCUCAACACCCGUUCCACGUACGCCAAAGUGGCUGCUGUGUCCGUGUUCUUCCUCACACUCAUCAUCUAUGUGCGUUUCUGGUGGCUCUGAUGGACUCUAACACACAAGCACUUUGACAUGAGGGAGGUGUAUAUUCUUGAAACAAGCAUUUACAGUGACACUAUUGCAUUUCUGAGUGCCUUAUACUCAUUCUUUUGCUGUUGAAGGUAGAGAUCUUUCUUUGCUUUAGCUUUGUUAUAUUUUGUGUACGGCAUUGACUGAGCCAUAGGUUUGUGUUAGUCAUGACUGAAGAUUGUAUAUUAAGAUGCACCGCUCAUCAGCUGACUGUUGAGAGCUUACCCUGCUGACUUGCUGCAGUAUAAACCCAGUCUCCUUCAUGUUAACAAAUGGGACAUGGGUCAGACUAUUGAGUUUAAAUUCAUGUAAUUUUUUUUGUAAUUUCUGUAUUUUUAGUUUGUAUUGGCUGAUUAAUGCAAAGUGUUCAUUUUUCUGACUAAUCAGGUCUUUGGACCUGAAUGAUCUGCACGUUUAAUGCGUGCUUUGGUUAGCAGAGGGGCUCUGACAUCGAUCCCAUAGUUCCACCAGCCAUACAUCCCUCCUGCACAUGGAUGCCAUGGCUCUAAAUUACAUCACUAGCAUAUUAAGUCAUCUGUUGCAGGGCUUCACUUUUGUACAACAAAAGGAGAUGGACAUCCUUACUAACAUACAGUCAUGGUCAUGGGGUGUUUAUGUACCUGUUUACUGGAAUAUUUAGAGCAGGGAGUUGAUUGUAAAUAAAUGUUUACACACUGUUAAAAGGGUUCUUUUCAGAGUAUUAGCAUUGAGGGGAGACCAUACAGAGAGGUUGUGUUAAAGUCUUAAAAUUGUUUUAAAUGAAUGUUUAUUGUUUGCAAUGUUUACAGUGUAAAAAAUGUCCUGUUAGAAAGAAUAAAUAUUUAUCAAAUAA
Cheilinus undulatus (humphead wrasse) is the source of this 1642-nucleotide messenger RNA. RefSeq names its product SEC22 homolog B, vesicle trafficking protein a (gene sec22ba). Gene Ontology annotation, biological process: endoplasmic reticulum to Golgi vesicle-mediated transport; retrograde vesicle-mediated transport, Golgi to endoplasmic reticulum; vesicle fusion with Golgi apparatus. Gene Ontology annotation, molecular function: SNAP receptor activity. NCBI's taxonomy places the organism in Eukaryota, Metazoa, Chordata, Actinopteri, Labriformes, Labridae. The transcript is spliced from 5 exons. Gene Ontology annotation, cellular component: SNARE complex; endoplasmic reticulum membrane; ER to Golgi transport vesicle membrane. Bases 139 to 786 code for a protein of 215 amino acids. The record is from RefSeq and is a predicted model, not a curated record.